Neocloeon triangulifer is the source of this 1237-nucleotide messenger RNA. RefSeq names its product retinol dehydrogenase 12-like. The transcript has 4 exons. NCBI's taxonomy places the organism in Eukaryota, Metazoa, Arthropoda, Insecta, Ephemeroptera, Baetidae. The record is from RefSeq and is a predicted model, not a curated record. The coding region runs from base 126 to 1115 and encodes 329 amino acids.
UUUACAACUGCGCGGCGUAAAUAUAUCUUUGAGAGCAAAAUUCGGCUCAUACCAAUUUGACGUCGCUUUCAAAGGCAUUUUUAUCUCUCAAGAGUGUGACAUCUGACGAGUGCAAGUCAUCAUCGAUGGCCGCCACGACGACGGCAAUUUGCGUGGCCGCUGCGGCCGCCGGCGGUGCCAUUCUUUGGAUUGUACGAAAGUAUCGCGAAUGGCAGUGGGGCCGCUGCAGGUCCCGCCGCACCCUCGAAGGUCUCGUCUGCAUUGUAACGGGGGCGAAUGCAGGCAUCGGACGCGAAGUUGCCAAGGACCUGGCUCGCAGGAAGGCCAGGGUCGUGGUGGCCUGCAGGAACAUGGACAAUGCCAGGAAGGCCAUAGAGGACAUCAGAAGAGAGGGCGUCCGAUCUGGAGAGCUGAUCCCUAUGAAACUUGACUUGGCGUCCCUGGAGUCUGUCAGGGCCUUCAGCAAAGAGGUUCUUGACCAGUUCAGUGAAAUCAAUGUGCUGGUCAACAACGCUGGAGUCUACAUUCCGAUGGCCGAGAAACAAAAGACCUCUGACGGAUUCGAGAUCCACUUUGGAGUUAAUCACCUUGGUCACUUCCUGCUGACCAACCUUCUUCUUGACACAAUAAAAAAGUCAAAGCCGAGCCGCAUCGUCACCGUGUCUUCGUCACUGCACGAAAAGGGCCAAAUCGACUUUGACAAUUUGCAGCUUGAGGACAUGAGCCACAUUGAUCCCAAGAAGAGUCGUUUCAACCCUGGCUACUGCAAUUCUAAACUGGCAAACGCCCUAUUCAGCCAUGAACUGGCUAAGCGCUUACCCGAGGGCGUUUCGACUUACGCUGUCUGCCCUGGUUUCACCCUGACCAACUUGUUCAAAAGCUUCAAGCCUAAAUUUUAUCACUACAUCAUGUUCUCCCCUGUCAUGUUUUGGUAUAUGAGGGGUGCUAGCCAGGGAGCGCAAGGUGUGAUCAACUGCGCUGUUGCCGAAGAACUCGAAGGUCAAUCUGGUCUUUUCUACAAGGAUUGCAAGGUGUACCAAAGCAAGGCUGACUUCAGCCCUGAAAUAACUGAAAAGCUGUGGCAGGUUAGCGAAGAGAUGGUUGGUAUUAAAUAAAAUAAUGUCAUGUCUAGAACUGAUUAGGAAUUUUUUCCAAUUAAUUUUCUAUAGAUUAUAGAAAGCUUUUUUUAUCUAGUGAUGUAAAUAGUAAAAUAAAUUGAGGCACAAAUUUUUAUCCA